GUGAGCCCACAACACUCUACUCAGGGUGACAUAAUGAGACUCUGUCUCAAAGAAAAAGACCAGUGGCCAAGGGACAUCAGGGAGGGUGGCCAUCAGAGGGGAGCUUGGUCUUGAGUCACACACCAUAUUUAAUUAAAUAAGGCUUAGACCGUGUGUAUCUCCCCUUGAUUGCUAUUGUAGGGCCUGAUGGCCUUCGAGGAUGUAGCUGUGUACUUCUCCCAGGAGGAGUGGGGGCUCCUGGACACAGCCCAGAGGGCCCUAUAUCGCCAUGUGAUGCUGGAAAACUUCACACUUGUGUCCUCAUUGGGACUCUCUACUUCCCGACCUCGUGUGGUUGUCCAACUGGAGCGAGGCGAAGAGCCCUGGGUUCCCAGCAGGAUUGACUCAACCCCAGCCAGGAACGCACAGGGGAGGCGCAAUCCUGGUUCCCGGCAUUUGGCAGAGGACAGAAAUGUUUCCAGAGAAGCAGCCUCACAAGGGGCCAUCCCUGAUGUUGGUGCCUGGCACAGUGCAAAAAGCCAGGGGGGAGAACAGGGCGCCUCCCUGUCACAGGAGCGAAAACCCACAGGGGUGUCGAUGGUCUACUGGGAGAGUCUCCUGCUCAGCUCAGGCACUGGCCAGGCAAGCGUCAGCCUGCGACUGACAUCCCCCUUAAGGCUUCCUGAGGGCACCGGGUUCACAAAGGCCCACCCAGGCCACACUGAGCCAAGGAUGCAGCCCCAGCGGCUGGAGCAGCAUAAGCUGUCCUCCCGGGAGGCCCCUGGGAGACCUUUUCCAACGGUCCCGGACCCAGGGGCUGUUAGCGGUACCCAGGAACGCAGAGUAAGUGCGGAGUGGCUCAAACCCCAGAGACUCCCCAGCGACCAGAUGCCCCCAACCUGGGAUGAACUGGGCGAGGCUCUGAACACUGGCCCCGGCCUCCCUGGGGAGAAGCCCUUUGAAUGCAGGGCGUGCACCAAAGUGUUCGUGAAGAGCUCAGACCUCCUCAAGCACCUGCGCACCCACACUGGGGAGCGCCCCUACGAGUGCGCACAGUGUGGCAAGGCCUUCAGCCAGACCUCGCACCUGACGCAGCACCAGCGUAUCCACAGUGGGGAGACGCCCUACGCGUGCGCAGCGUGCGGCAAGGCCUUCCGGCACAGCUCAUCGCUGGUGCGGCACCAGCGCAUCCACACCGCAGAGAAGGCCUUCAGUUGCAGUGAGUGCGGCAAAGCCUUCAGUCACGGCUCCAACCUUAGCCAGCACCGCAAGAUCCACGCGGGCGGGCGGCCCUAUGCCUGUGGGCAGUGCGGCCGCCGCUUCUGCCGCAACUCACACUUGAUCCAACAUGAGCGCACGCACACGGGAGAGAAGCCCUUUUCCUGCGCACUCUGUGGUGCUGCCUUCAGUCAGGGCUCCUCUCUCUUUAAGCACCAGCGUGUGCACACGGGGGAAAAGCCCUUCUCUUGCCCGCAGUGUGGACGUGCCUUCAGCCAUAGCUCCAACCUCACACAACACCAGCUGCUGCACACAGGGGAGCGGCCCUUCCGCUGCACAGACUGUGGCAAGGCCUUUGCUAAGGGAGCGGUGCUACUCAGCCACCGGCGCAUCCACACUGGCGAGAAGCCUUUUGUGUGCACACAGUGCGGCCGUGCCUUCCGGGAGCGCCCGGCACUCUUCCACCACCAGAGGAUCCACACUGGCGAGAAGGCUGUGCGGCGGCCUAGGGCCAGCCGACAAUCCCUGGCCAAGCCUCCUUUAGGGACUUCAUCAACAGUAUUGAGGAGGGAAGCAGAUUCCAGUGCUGCUCCUGCCUCAGACCCAGCUGCUGUCCCCAAUCUAGCUGAAGCCUGAGGUCAUAGCCCACCCUUCCUGGGCCUUCUGUGAAUCCCUUCCUCAGUUGUUAGGCCCGUAUCUUCUACAAAUCCUUGGUGAGGGAAAUCCCUGUCCAUUUGAGUCAGGCAGAAGAAGCAAGAUCCAUUGGCUGUGGUUCUAUUUGCAUGUGAUGACAGGAUUUGCCACUUCAGUUCCAGCUUACACUUCUAUCCCCAAAGAAGUCACAGUGCAGAAACAUUACAGAUAGAACCCCAGGUGCCUGGGAUUCUGGUGGGCCAAGACUGUAGUCAGAGUCAGUGAGAGGCCGACAAAGGCAGCCCUGCACAGUGAGGAUGCUUCAGGUGUGUUUUGACAGGGAUGAUGCUAAGGUGAGGAGAGGAAAUGCAGGCAUGUGGGCCAGGGAGGGUCAGAGAACCUUCUAAUGUCUCCACACAACCUGGCCACUGGACAAAUGGUGAGGAACUUCCCCUUCUGAGGCCUUGGUUCAUCCAAAGCUUCAUGGCUCAUCAGUCUUAGUACACAAGAGGGCAUAGGGAAAUGGGAUUAGUGCUGGCUUUGGCCAGGUGGCUGGACUCUGAAUUUUAGCUUCCUCUGGGAAAAAGAAAAAAGAUUUGGUCAGUGAGCAUCAUGUUGGCAGACACUCUGAUAGUCAACACAUUUGCUGCAAUCUCCUGUUGAGUGCUGGGAAAUUGCAGCCCUGUGUGAUGGCUUCUGUGCCUUCUAUCCCUCCUUGGAAGAUAAGGAAACUGAGACACACAGAGGGGAAGGGAAUUGCCUGUGUCAAACAGCAGAGCUUGGACUCAAACUCAGGGAGACUGGCAUCAUGUCCUGAGCUAUGCUCUAGCCUUCCUGGUAUGGGGCCUGGCCUGACUCCCCACAUAUAUCCAACUGAGGCUGUGGAAGCCUCCAGGGAAAGGUGUGGCUCUUAGCAUUGGAAACACACAUACAGGGUGAUGGGUCUACAGUGGCACUUGUUCACAUUCUCAUCCAAGUCUCAACCUUUGCCUAGUGUCACAGACUCUUUUUCCAAAUUCAGCCUCACAAGAAGUCUACAUCUGAGGUGACAGUAAUAACUUCAGAGGAGAAAAGAGGCUGGCUUGUUUUUUCUAGGUUUGACAUGCACUCCUAUUCUUCCUUCUCAAUUACAGGUGGACAGAGAGCCAAGUAGGAAGGAGUUGCCAUUACCUAAGGUCAUGUGUGACACCAUCCUGAGAUCCAACUCCCACCCCCCAAUGUAAUACUCCUGAAUGGUAGGGAUAGAAGAGUGGUUUGGGGGACCUGUUUGCUUCCUCUGGCCUUUAGCAUACCAGGCUCUCACACCACCUGAAGCUUUACGUGCUGGGAAAUUAAUGGCCUUUUGCCUAGAACAACAACAAAAAAAGACUAGCAUUUACAACUUGAAAUAGACAUUGUAAUUCUUGCUUAGCAAUGUGAACCUCUGUCCUGACUCCAUGGCAUGGUUCAGGUUUAAUAAGAGUUCAAAGGCUCUCUGAUAAAAGUUCUUUUCAAAUACUUGUACAUCCAUGUCACCCUAAUAUAUCUACAGAUGAUGCUGAACAUGCAAAGGUCAGGGUGUUAUUGUUGCAGAAGUUCAGGGUCUUCAUCCUUCAAGAGGGCACAGGGUAGAAAUGGAACCUGGGUUCGGCGCCUGUGGCUCAAGUGGCUAAGGCACUCUUAGGAGGCCGAGGCAGGAG
Otolemur garnettii (small-eared galago) is the source of this 3509-nucleotide messenger RNA. It is a transcript of the gene ZNF324, whose product is annotated as zinc finger protein 324. The record is from RefSeq and is a predicted model, not a curated record. Gene Ontology annotation, biological process: regulation of transcription by RNA polymerase II. The transcript has 3 exons. Bases 187 to 1833 code for a protein of 548 amino acids. Lineage: Eukaryota; Metazoa; Chordata; Mammalia; Primates; Galagidae. Gene Ontology annotation, molecular function: RNA polymerase II cis-regulatory region sequence-specific DNA binding; DNA-binding transcription factor activity, RNA polymerase II-specific.